AUGACGUCACACGUCGUCUUUAAAGCACACUCAACAGAAUCUUGGAAGUCUUUACAAUCCAAUUAUCAACUAUCUACUUCAACAUCAAUACCACCUAUCGUCAAAACCCCACUAUCACCAAAAACCAACCCAAAACCGCCCACAAUGCCCCUGGAAACCAACACCAAAUCCAACCAAGACACCGGCGUAACCGGCGCCGCCAAAUUCGUCACGAGCACAGUAGGCAACACCGUCGGCGGGGUAGGCCGCACAGCAGGCAACGUAGUCGGAGCCGCGAGCCGUGGUCUCGGCGACACUAUCACUAGCGCCACGGGUUCCGCCGGAAAACCCGUGGGCGAUGCGCUGGGAUCCGUUGGGACGGGAGUGCAGAGCGGAGCGGAGGGCGUUUCGAAGGGUGUUGAGAAUGCGGGGCAGUGGAAGCGGUAG
Molecule: messenger RNA, 426 nt
Organism: Hypoxylon trugodes
Lineage: Eukaryota; Fungi; Ascomycota; Sordariomycetes; Xylariales; Hypoxylaceae
Exons: 2
Coding region: 1-426 (141 amino acids)
Source: RefSeq, a predicted model, not a curated record